UGCCGGGGGCUCAUGUCGGACGAGUGCGGGCGGACUGCAGCCCUGGCGGCUGGAAGGACUCGGAAAAGUCCCGGGGAAGAAGGACUGGUGAGCCCCGAGGGAGCAGGGGACGAGGACUCGUGCUCCUCCUCGGCCCCGCUGUCCCCUUCGUCCUCACCCCAGUCCAUGGCCUCGGGCUCCGGCUGCCCCCCUGGCAAGUGUGUGUGCAACAGCUGCGGCCUGGAGAUCGUGGACAAAUAUCUUCUCAAGGUGAAUGACUUGUGCUGGCAUGUCCGGUGUCUCUCCUGUAGCGUCUGCAGAACCUCCCUAGGAAGGCACACCAGCUGUUAUAUUAAAGACAAAGACAUUUUCUGCAAACUCGAUUAUUUCAGAAGAUAUGGAACUCGCUGCUCUCGAUGUGGGAGGCACAUCCAUUCUACUGACUGGGUCCGGAGGGCCAAGGGGAAUGUCUAUCACUUGGCGUGCUUUGCCUGCUUUUCUUGCAAAAGGCAACUUUCCACGGGAGAGGAGUUUGCAUUGGUGGAAGAGAAAGUCCUCUGCAGGGUGCAUUAUGACUGCAUGCUGGAUAAUUUAAAAAGAGAAGUGGAGAAUGGUAAUGGGAUUAGUGUGGAAGGUGCCCUCCUCACAGAACAAGAUGUCAAUCAUCCAAAACCAGCAAAAAGAGCUCGGACAAGCUUUACAGCAGAUCAACUCCAGGUCAUGCAAGCACAAUUUGCUCAGGACAACAACCCAGAUGCACAGACCCUCCAGAAACUGGCAGAGAGGACAGGCUUAAGCAGACGUGUAAUACAGGUGUGGUUUCAGAACUGUAGAGCACGCCACAAGAAGCACGUGAGUCCCAAUCACUCUUCCUCUGCCCCAGUAACUGCAGUCCCGCCCUCCAGGCUGUCUCCACCCAUGUUAGAAGAAAUGGCAUAUUCUGCCUAUGUGCCCCAAGAUGGGACGAUGCUAACUGCGCUGCAUAGUUAUAUGGAUGCUCAUUCACCAACAACUCUUGGACUCCAGCCCUUGUUACCCCAUUCAAUGACACAACUGCCAAUAAGUCAUACCUAA
Messenger RNA from Sciurus carolinensis (gray squirrel), 1053 nucleotides. It is a transcript of the gene Lhx8, whose product is annotated as LIM homeobox 8. NCBI's taxonomy places the organism in Eukaryota, Metazoa, Chordata, Mammalia, Rodentia, Sciuridae. Bases 13 to 1053 code for a protein of 346 amino acids. Gene Ontology annotation, molecular function: DNA-binding transcription factor activity, RNA polymerase II-specific; RNA polymerase II transcription regulatory region sequence-specific DNA binding. Gene Ontology annotation, cellular component: nucleus. The record is from RefSeq and is a predicted model, not a curated record. Gene Ontology annotation, biological process: regulation of transcription by RNA polymerase II; neuron differentiation; forebrain neuron development. The transcript is spliced from 8 exons.